This is a messenger RNA of Cokeromyces recurvatus, 855 nucleotides long. RefSeq lists its product as uncharacterized. The transcript has 2 exons. The record is from RefSeq and is a predicted model, not a curated record. The coding region runs from base 1 to 855 and encodes 284 amino acids. NCBI's taxonomy places the organism in Eukaryota, Fungi, Mucoromycota, Mucoromycetes, Mucorales, Mucoraceae.
AUGUUUAACUUCUUCUCUCGCUCUUAUGCUUCGUCCGCUGCUUCAACAGCAGCAUCAACUGUUUACUAUGCCGCUUCAACAGCGGCUUCAACUGCUUACGCGGCCUUGACGGCUACUUUCUUUCCUUCUCCUCCUCCUCCUCCUCACACCACCUGGCAGGCCGGUGGUGAUGAAUCCGACGAUAUAGCUGGUCUAUUUUCUUAUACUCUUCCUCCUCCUCUCUCCUCCGAUGGCGUUGACGCCUUUCCCUUUGGUGCUGGUUCACUUGAUAACGAUGAAAAUCGUUCUACAUCGCGCUGGUCGCAUGCUCUUCCUGGUGAAGAAGAUCAUUCUGUUUCGCGCUGGUCGUAUGCUCUUCCUGGUGAAGAAGAAGAUGGUGGUCAACAGACCGCCAUUUUGUUAAGAGAAGAUGUUGUGUCGCGCUGGUCGCCCCCACUUCCUGGUGAAGAAGACGCUGUUUCGCGCUGGUCGCCCCCACUUCCUGGUGAAGAAGAACCUGUUCCGCGCUGGUCGUUUGUCCUUCCUGGUGAAGAAGAAGAUGGUGGUCAACAGACCACCAUUUUGUCAAUAGAAGAUGUCGUUUCGCGCUGGUCGCCUCCUCUUCCUGGUGAAGGGGAUUCCUCUGCUUCCUGGGUGUCCUGGCUCUCCCCUGAAGAGUCUCCUCUCGCUGCUGACAUGGUCUCUCUCAAUGGGCCAUCCUCUCCGGCCUCCAUGAAGUCUGAAGAAAUGGAUUUGGACAUUGACUUCAUGGAGGUCGAUGAUCCCGUAGAUUUCCUCUGCGAAAUCUUUGAGGGGAUGGUCUUGGCUGCCACCGACGGUGAUCCUAUGGAAGGAAUAAUCUUUGGUAACUUCUAG